AUGGCUGAGCCCAUCCCCAACAAGCGCCCAGAAUCGGGCACUGCACCGACACCGCAGAAUACUCCUGCUAAUAAUGCACCGAUUUCCUCGCACGCCCAACAGCCAGGCGUCGCGAGCAUCAAAGAAGAGGAUCUCGACCGCGCGGCCGCAUCUAUCUUCGCACAGGACCCAAGAAUUCUGCAGAUGAUUCAAGGGCGUCUGGGUAGUCUGGUCGGCCGAUCUUCGGGCUAUAUAGAGUCGCUUCCUCCAUCCGUUCGUCGUCGCGUGGCCGGUUUGAAAGGUAUCCAGACUGAACACGCUAAACUUGAGGCUGAGUUUCAGGAGGAAGUCCUGCAGCUCGAAAAGAAGUACUUCGCCAAGUUUACGCCCUUGUACGAAAAAAGAGCCUCCAUCGUCAACGGAAAGGCGGAACCUUCGGAUGAAGAAAUUCAACAGGGCGAGAAGGCCGAUGAUGAUUCUGGGGACAAUGAUCAACCUCCAAAGGCAGUUGAGAAAGAAACCGAUUCAUCUUCCGAAUCUGUGUCUGGAAUUCCGGAAUUUUGGCUUUCCGCAAUGAAAAAUCAAAUAUCUCUUGCGGAGAUGAUAACGGAUCGGGAUGAGGCGGCUCUGAAGCAUCUAUUCUCCGACAACGAUUUCUUCACAAACCAGGCAAUUACGAAGACUUACUUCUACCAAACCGAGAGUGGAUAUGGUGGCGAUUUUAUUUAUGACCAUGCCGAGGGCGACAAGAUCGAGUGGAAGAGCGGAAGGGAUUUGACAGUACGCACCGAGAGCAAGAAGCAGCGAAAUAAGAAUACAAAGCAGACGCGCGUUGUCAAGAAAACCGUACCGACAGAAUCAUUUUUCAACUUCUUCUCGCCGCCAAUUGCCCCCGAAGAUGAUGAAGAAGAAGCCGACCCUGAUAUCGAAAUUCGACUGGAACUAGACUACCAAUUAGGCGAGGAUAUCAAAGAAAAGUUGAUUCCUCGCGCCAUCGACUGGUUCACUGGCGAAGCCCUGCAGUACGAGGAAAUGGAUGACGAAGAUCUAGAAGGAAUUCAAUACGACGACGAUGAUGACGACGAUGACGAUGACGACGCAAGUGAUGAUCAAGAUGAAGAAGAAGAUUCUGAUGACGAGGAUGAUGCAGGCAGACCGAACAAAGAGGCGGCGGAGUGUAAACAGAGUUGA
Molecule: messenger RNA, 1170 nt
Organism: Parascedosporium putredinis
Lineage: Eukaryota; Fungi; Ascomycota; Sordariomycetes; Microascales; Microascaceae
Source: the annotation of a GenBank genome assembly